AUGCUCUGUCAUCGGACCGCUUUCCUGGGGCGUUUUGCUCAACAGUACGUCCGCUCACUAACGGCCAGAACGAUGUCAACAAACAAGUUCGAGCUUCCGUCGCGCUAUCAGGGAGCCACAAAAAGCGUUUGGGUGGAAUACAUCCAGCUCGCGCUCCAACACAAACCUCUGAACCUGGGCCAGGGCUUCCCGGACUAUCAUGCUCCCAAGUACGCGCUGGACGCGUUGGCAGCAGCGGCCAACAGCCCGGACCCAUUGGCGAAUCAAUAUACACGCGGGUUUGGCCACCCGCGGCUUGUGCAGGCGCUAAGCCGUUUGUACUCGGGACUCGUUGGUCGUACGAUCAAUCCUCUCAGCGAGAUUCUAGUGACGGUUGGUGCGUACGAAGCGCUGUACGCAACGAUUCAAGGUCAUGUGGAUCAAGGCGACGAGGUCAUUAUCAUCGAACCCUUCUUCGAUUGCUAUGAACCGAUGGUUAAGGCUGCCGGGGGUGUGGCCAAAUUUAUUCCUCUAAAACCUACCGUCACCGGACGUACGAUAUCAUCCGAGGACUGGAAAUUGGACCCACUGGAACUGGCGGAGCUGUUCAAUGAGAAAACGAAAAUGAUCAUUGUCAACACUCCGCACAAUCCGUUGGGAAAGGUUAUGAGCCGGCAGGAGCUGCAAAUGAUCGCCGACUUGUGCAAGCAGUGGAACGUGCUCUGUGUUUCGGACGAAGUCUACGAGCAUAUGGUGUACGCACCAUUCGAGCACGUGCGCAUCUGCACGCUGCCGGGCAUGUGGGAGCGCACGAUCACGAUCGGAUCGGCGGGCAAAACGUUUUCGCUCACGGGCUGGAAGAUUGGGUGGGCGUACGGGCCAGAGAGCCUCAUGCGAAAUCUCCAGAUGGUGCACCAAAACUGUGUGUACACGUGCGCGACUCCAAUCCAAGAGGCGAUCGCAGUAGGCUUCGAAAAGGAGCUUGAUCAGCUGACAAGCCCCGAAUGUUACUUUAACAGCAUCUCGACGGAGCUCGUUACCAAGCGUGACUAUAUGGCGCGGUUCUUGGAAGAUAUCGGUAUGCACCCAACGAUUCCACAGGGCGGAUACUUUAUGGUUGCCGAUUGGUCGAAGCUCACCGACAAGGUCGACCUGUCGCAGGAGACCGAUCGCUACCGCGACUAUCGCUUCACCAAGUGGAUGACCAAGACGGUUGGUCUGCAGGGCAUUCCACCAUCUGCGUUCUACAACGACGAGCACAAGCCACUCGGGGAGGAUUUCGUCCGGUACUGUUUCUUCAAGCGGGACGACACUCUAGAACGGGCCGCGAACAUUCUAACUGAGUGGAAGAACAAAACCACCACGAACUAGUACCGUUGCAAAUAAACAUUGCCAUUCGGCGGACAGCAAUAACAUGCCACAAACAAGUUU
Anopheles nili is the source of this 1410-nucleotide messenger RNA. It is a transcript of the gene Kyat, whose product is annotated as kynurenine aminotransferase. Gene Ontology annotation, cellular component: cytoplasm; mitochondrion. The record is from RefSeq and is a predicted model, not a curated record. Gene Ontology annotation, molecular function: pyridoxal phosphate binding; L-kynurenine:2-oxoglutarate transaminase activity. NCBI's taxonomy places the organism in Eukaryota, Metazoa, Arthropoda, Insecta, Diptera, Culicidae. The coding region runs from base 1 to 1350 and encodes 449 amino acids. The transcript is spliced from 3 exons. Gene Ontology annotation, biological process: biosynthetic process.